AUGGACGGAUUGUUACAGAAAGGUAAAGAAUUUGCAAGUUCAGGCAAAAUCACUGGGGAAGAUGUUCAAGAUGCUUAUAAGCAGUUUUCAAAAGGAGGUGACUUUCAAACAAAUGCAAAAGCAGCUUAUUCUGAGUACCAGGAGAAUCACAAGAAUGACAAGAAAGAGUCUGGAUCUGUAUCAACCAACUCUGAAUCUGCCAAAUCUACUUCUGAAUCGAAAUGA
Molecule: messenger RNA, 225 nt
Organism: Lodderomyces oxycetoniae
Lineage: Eukaryota; Fungi; Ascomycota; Pichiomycetes; Serinales; Debaryomycetaceae
Exons: 1
Coding region: 1-225 (74 amino acids)
Source: RefSeq, a predicted model, not a curated record